UCGUCCCAACUAGAAUCGAACAUGAAGUGGCUGCUUCUCAUUUUACUGUUAAUCACGUCUUUUCGUGCCGCGUUCUCCUACACCACGCUCAGUGGGUCUGCCUCUUGGGCCAUCGCCGGUGGACCUAUUAUCCCCUGUCCUAACCCAGGCGAGAGCAGAGAUAGGAAUGGACGUUGUAGGAAGAUAGCGAGUUUUAAUCAAUCAUUACAUCACUGAUGUGCAGAAACAAUUCUACGAAGUAAAGAUUGAGUGAAGAAAACAUCUUUAACCUUGUUCUCAUUAAACAGACGACGUUAUCAGUUUGGCACUUUACCCCGUGAUGACCCGCGUUCACAAUCAAGUUUGAUGUCAGUGCAGUGUUACAGUUGGGCCAACUAGUGAACAAUGGGAGGCAGCGUGAGGUACAUUUUGGUGGUUCUGCUGUUAACUUUACAUCACAAUGAGGGAUUUCGGAUAUUUCAAAGAGUAAAGGAGUUUCUACACGGCACCACUACGACAACGACAACGACGACGACGAGUACGACAGAACUUCCCGUCUACGACGAGGUGAUUGAUGAUGUGUUAGACGCGUCCUGGAAGAGUCAACCUCAGAGAUUACCCUCGAGUUCCCCGUCCACGACCGCUGAUGACGGAUUUCUUAUGCCCGACGACCCUCAACUGAUGGGAACUGGAGUAGAUGGUACUGAUAGGUUGCUCCUCGACGAGAAUACGUCCUCGACUCAGAAGACUCCAGUACCGGUACCCGUUGACAAUGGCAGGGUGCUCAUAGACGCACCCCCCAGAAGCUGUGGUCCAGGCCAGAGAUUAGAUCGUUCAGGAAAGUGUAGGAGAGCUUUCAAGUAAGUGAGAAAAGAUAUGGCGUCUACUGUGGAUACAAAGGCUCUUCCCAGAAGGAACAUUUUGUAUCUCGAAAACAACGCCAUCAUAUCUGUAAUUACAGGGAAAAGCAUGAUUCUGUAAUAUUUCGAUCCAUUUAUAUCAUACAUAUUAUUUAUAAAUAAAACUAAGCUACUACACA
Molecule: messenger RNA, 1018 nt
Organism: Homalodisca vitripennis (glassy-winged sharpshooter)
Lineage: Eukaryota; Metazoa; Arthropoda; Insecta; Hemiptera; Cicadellidae
Exons: 3
Coding region: 385-843 (152 amino acids)
Source: RefSeq, a predicted model, not a curated record